This is a messenger RNA of Saimiri boliviensis boliviensis (Bolivian squirrel monkey), 2529 nucleotides long. RefSeq names its product CD83 molecule (gene CD83). Lineage: Eukaryota; Metazoa; Chordata; Mammalia; Primates; Cebidae. The record is from RefSeq and is a predicted model, not a curated record.
CAGCGGCAGCAGCGACGCGAACUAGGGGCGCCUGGCCUGGGCGCGCGGGGGCGGGGACGCGCGCGGCUGGGGGGUGGCGGCGUGGGGGACGGGGGCGGGGACGGGGGUGCCCCGGCCUGAGCGGGACGAGGAGGGUGCGCCACCCGCUUCCGCCGCCGCCGGGGAAUCCCCCGGGCUGGCGCGCAGGGAAGUUCCCGAAGGCACCCGGCAUAAAAGGGCGGCGGUUGCCAGCGCGCCCAAACCCGGCAGCCCCAGUUAGCGGCGCAGCGCUCCAGCCAUGUCGCGCGGCCUCCAGCUUCUGCUCCUGAGCUGCGCCUACAGCCUGGCGCCCGCCACGCGGGAGGUGAAGGCGGCUUGCUCCGAGGAUGUGGACUUGCCCUGCACCGCUCCCUGGGACCCGCAGGUUCCCUACACGGCCUCCUGGGUCAAGCUCUCGGAGGGCGGUGAAGAGAGGAUGGAGACUCCUCAGGAAAACCUGCGCUAUCAUCAGAAGACGCAAAAUGGUUCUUUCGAGGCCCCCAGUGGCAGGCGCUAUUCCCUGAAGAUCCGGAACACGACCAGCUGCAGCUCGGGCAUGUACAGGUGCACUCUGCAGGAGCCAGAUGGGCAGAGGAACCUGAGUGGCAAGGUGAUCUUGAGAGUGACAGGAUGCCCUGCGCAGCGUAAAGAAGAGACUUUUAAGAAAUACAGAGCGGAGAUUGUCCUGCUGCUGGCUCUGGUUGUUUUCUACUUAACACUCAUCAUUUUCACUUGUAAGUUUGCACGACUACAGAGUAUCUUCCCAGAUAUUUCUAAAGCUGGCAUGGAACGAGCUUUUCUCCCAGUUACUUCCCCAAGUAAGCAUGUGGGGCCAGUGACUCUUCACAAGACAGAACUGGUAUGAGCAGGAUUUCUGCAGGUUCUUCUUCCUGAAGCUAAGGCUCAGGGGCGUGCCUGUCUGUCACACUGGAGGAGAGGAGAAUGAGCCCGAUGCUGGAGAUGGCAUCCCCUCGUGACGUCCUUCACCUGAACGAAAACAUCUAGAAGUGGAUCCCACCCCAUUUGCUGUGAGCAGCAUUUGAAAACCAUCACAUGACCACAUAGCAUGGGACCACUGCUGCUGUUCCACGACCACCUUUUCAGCGACGUGUGCAGCUGUCUGAUCAACCUCUUGGACACUUGUUCAGUUGCGUAAAAGCUCUGGUGAAAUGCAGCCGGAAAAAGAUCUUGGGAACUAUGAAUGCCCCGAGCUGGCCUGCGACAGCCUCCUGAGGACAGCUAUCCUCUUCUGUAUCUAACGGACAUCUCUUUGAAUUUGCUGUGUUUUGUUGUACCAGCCCAGAUGUUUUACCUCUGGGAGGAAUUGACAGAUCAAGCUGUGAGGCAGUGGGAAAUAUUUAGCAAAUAAUUUCCUGGUGUGAAGGUCCUGCUAUUACUAAGGAGUAAUCUGUGUACAAAGAAAUAACAGGUCGAUGAACUAUUCCCCAGCAGGGUCUUUUCAUCGGGGAAAGACUUCCAUAAAGAAGCAAUAAAGAAGAGUGCCACAUUUAUUUUUUUAUCUACACAUACUUGUCAAGAAGGGUUUGUGUUUUUCUGCUUUUGAAAUCUGUAUCUGUAGUUAGAUAGCAUUGUGAACUGAGAAGCGGCCUGGAUAUAGAGAAGGAGAAGAGUCGGACAGGAUGACAGGAGAGAGAGCUAUCCAGUGACCGGCCGGAAAGGCGGGGCUCACGGUGCAGUCUGGGUGCCUGUCACAUCAUCCAUCGUCCCACUGUCUGGCUGCAUGAUCUGGAGCAAGUUCCUUAUGGUUUCUGCUUUCUCCAUUGUAAACCACAAGGCUGUUGCAUGGGCUGAUGAAGAUACUAUAUGUGAAAAUUCUUCGAAAACGUAUAAAGCGCUAUACAAAUUUGAAACUCCAUUGAGUCCUUAUCCUUGCCAUGAUGGUGGUGUUCUGGGGAUGAGAAGGUGCUCAUUUCUCAUGUUUUCUAUUGUCUGAAACAAAGAAGGUUACCAUGAAGCCUUUCCCAGAGCCUUCUGCAAUAAUUCCUUCGGGGAAGUGGCGAGGCCAGACCCAUGGUCUGUUCUUCAAGCAGUAGCCUAACACACUUUAGGAUAUGGACACGCGGGAGCCACUAGCAGAAGGGACUUCCCGAAAUGUUGCGUGGAUGUUUUAGCCAUUGUUGGGUUUCUCUCUUAUCAAAUGUGGGCCCUUCCCUUCUUGGUUUCCAAAGGCAUCUUAACUGCUUGAGUUAUGUGUCCACUGUCCCCUCGAAUAUUAGGAAGUAAACUGGAUACCAGGCUGACUUAGUGUCUUUGUCUCCAUUGUGGCUUUCAUGUUAUUAUACAUAUGCAGGUGAAGAAGUGUUUUUCUGUUUUAUGUUCAACUUGUAAGACUUUGGGAUAGGAAAAAUGACCAAUGGCUACUAGGCUUAAUACCUGGGUGAUGACAUCAUCUGUACAACGAACCCCCAUGACAUAAGUUUACCUAUGUAACAAACCUGCACUUGUACCCAUGAACUUAAAAUAAAAGUUAAAAAUAAAAAACACAUACAA